Canariomyces notabilis is the source of this 612-nucleotide messenger RNA. RefSeq lists its product as uncharacterized. Bases 116 to 448 code for a protein of 110 amino acids. The record is from RefSeq and is a predicted model, not a curated record. Lineage: Eukaryota; Fungi; Ascomycota; Sordariomycetes; Sordariales; Chaetomiaceae. The transcript has a single exon.
ACUGGAUCAAUCCUACAUCUUGAACUGGAGCGCUUGCAAUGAUAACUCUUCAGCGCUGGGAAUGGCGAGAAGAACAAGGCAACGAUCAAUGCGAUAUACAAUAUACAUACCCGUCAUGUUCAUACUCUCGGGGCAAUCUAUACGCUGGCAAGCACGUUUACGUACGCUUCGGUUCAGCCAAGCUGCGUCUGCCAUGGAAUAUCCUAUUUAUCUUACCUCCGUAUAUUUCGGGCCAAUGCAUCCUCCACCCGUGCCAGCCGAUAGUUUACUCCGUAGUGUCGAGAAAUCACCAGACGCCAGGUCAUCGCAUCUACGGAUACCCCCAAUGCCUACAUUAUCAGGGCAGCUGCCCGUGGUGCAGCAGGGUGCGCUCGCCGCUGAGUAUCGGACUGACGCCAGUGAGCCGCCCCAUGCAGUGAUGCACGGCGAUUUCGUCCCUCAGCGCUGAGUAUGGACGGAGUACGGAUAGUGUAGUGUUAGUGCGGCAAUACUACCCCCAAUACGAAGCUCCACCUAGACUCGUGCGCGAAGGGGGACAGGAUAGGGGUCUUGAUGCCGGAUGGUAAACGGCGACAAAUAGACCUGGAAUCUUACGGUAUUGAUCGUUGCGCU